Entamoeba dispar SAW760 is the source of this 2715-nucleotide messenger RNA. Its product is annotated as serine/threonine protein kinase sid1, putative. NCBI's taxonomy places the organism in Eukaryota, Evosea, Mastigamoebida, Endamoebidae. Bases 1 to 2715 code for a protein of 904 amino acids. The transcript has a single exon. Gene Ontology annotation, biological process: protein phosphorylation. Gene Ontology annotation, molecular function: protein kinase activity; ATP binding. The record is from RefSeq and is a predicted model, not a curated record.
AUGUCAAAUGUACCAAUAUCAUUAAAUAACUUAACACCUUCUACAAGAAAAUCACAUAGAAAAAUGAUUAGUGUAAAUACAAGAAAAACAACUUAUAUGGAUAUUGAUGGUAAUUGGACUGGUGAAAAUGUAUUUGAAAAAAUAUCUCUUAUAGGGGCAGGAGGAUUUGGAGAAGUUUGGAAAGUUAGACAUAAGUCAAUGAGAUUUAUUUCUGCUGCAAAAAUUAUUAAAUUAAAUAAAUCAUCAAGUGAAUCAAUUCAAAAAGAAAUUAUUACAUUUAAACAAAUGAAACACCCUAAUAUAUUAAGUUAUUUAGGAACGUAUACAGAAAAAGAUAAUGUUUGGAUUAUUAUGGAACUUUGUAAUGCUGGUAGUUUAAAAGAUAUUAUUAAAACAUUAAAUGCACCUUUACCUGAACAAGCAAUUGCUUGUAUUAUUAAAGGAGUUGUUAAUGGAUUAGAAGCAUUACACAAUGCAAAUAUUAUUCAUUUAGAUAUUAAACCAGCAAAUAUAUUAAUUAGUGAUGAUUGUGAAAUUAAACUUACUGAUUUUGGUAUUAGUAAACAUGUAAAUGAUUUAUGUGAAGAUAAAUGGUAUGGAUCAGCACCAUAUAUGGCACCUGAAGUUGUUUUUAAGAAACCAUUUACUACAAAAAGUGAUAUUUGGUCAUUAGGAAUUACUAUAUUAGAAUUAAGAGAAAGAAAACCACCAUAUGAAGAUUUAACUACAAUGAGAAUACUUGAAUUAAUUAAAAAACAUCCACCACCUACUUUUAAAAAUAAAGAGGAAAAUAGUGAAGAGAUAAUGAAUUUUGUUGCAUUAUGUCUUAUUAAAAAUAGUAGACAAAGAGCAACAAUAAAUCAACUUAAAAGACAUAAAUUUUUAACACAAGUUGAAGAUAACCAACCAGUAUUAAAUCUUUGUGUUUCAGUUUAUCAAGCUAAAUAUCAUUUAAUACCUCAAAUUGAAAUAUUACCUGAUAAUAAAUUUGCUAUUAAAUAUUUAGAUAAAGACGAUAUAAGUAAAACACAAGUACGUUCAUUUUAUUCUACAACAAUAAAACAACAAAACCAAACAGAUGUUAUUGGAACAUAUCCUGAUAAUACUUUAGUUGGAACAACAGAAUGUUUACCUGAAAAUACAGAAUUAAUUAAUGAACAAUUUAAAGCAAUUGAAAAAUUAAAAAAUGAUAUUCAAAUUCUUAAUGAAAAAGUAUUAAGUUUAGAAGAAAAUACUACUUUAAAUAUAAAAGAAACUACUAAAAAAAAAAUAAAAGAAAUUGAUAAUUAUAAAACAUUAAUUAAUGGAUGGACAAAAGAAGUAGUUGAAAAUAUGGUUAAUACAGCUAUCGAUGAAAAAUUAAAAGAAAUAUAUGGUUCAACACUUGAAAGUACUGAUGGAGAUGUUUCUCCUUGUGGAGUAUUUGUACCAAUAAAAAGUAUUGAAUCAACAGAAUCAUCAAGAGAAGUGUCCAGAGAGAAUUCACCUCAUUUAGAAGAUCUUAAUCCAAGAAUACCUAGACCAAAUAAAAAAGAUUUAAAAAAGAAUUUUAAUUUAAGUGUUAAAAUUCCAAAAGAAAUUAUAAGUCCAAGAAAGAAAACAUUAAAAAAAGAUGAAAAUUCAUUAAGUUUAAAUUCUAUUGACAAAGAACUUAUUUCAUUAAAAAGUAAAACAAAAAAGAGUAUUACUUUAAGUGGACCAACAAAUAAAUUUAAUUCUUUUGAAAGUAAAUCAUUAAAAAAAAGAAAUGUUAAUAGUAGUAAAGAAACAGAUAUUAAACCUUUACAAAAACAAUUAGACAAAAGUGAUACCUCGGAUGAAAAAAUAAAAUUAUUUAAUAAUGAAAUUAAUAAAACUUCACCUAAAAUGUCUUGUUGUGAUAAUACUCCUCUUCACAUCUCCAGUAUUAAAUUUGAAAAAAAAUCAGAAAGUCCUACAACAAAUUCUUCUUUAAAUAAUUCUUUAAAUACUCAGUUUAAAAAACAAACUGGUUUAAAUGUAAAUGUUACUACUUCUCCUCUUGAUAUUAAUCAUUCUAAAAUUAAUGAAUUAGAACCUAAUUUUUCUAAUCAUAUUUUAAUAAAUCCAAAAACUCCUAACGUUACUUCAACUCCUUUAGUUAAACCAAAUUUUAAUGUUCUCCCUUUACAACAAACUAAACAACUACCACUAAAUUCAUCAACUCAAUCAAACUCAACUAUAUUACCUGAUAAAGUACACACAACAAAUUCUCCACAAUCAACUAUUAUUCAAAGAGGAAUUUCAUCUCCACAUUCAUCUCGUAAAGAAUCGCUUCGAAAAUUUCCAAUGAAACAAAAAAGAUUUUCAAAACAAUCUUCUAAAAUUCUUCAUGGACAACUUACAUCAACAACAAAAUCUUUUUUAGACCCAGAAUUAGAAAAUAAAGUUAUGGGAUUAUUAAGGUUUGAACUUAGUAAAGCUAAAAGUGCUGUUUGUGAAAUGGUUCCUUGUCACUUUGAAAUUUUAAGAACCGAAUUAAUUGAUGAAAUUGAAAGAAGAAGUAAAGUUUAUAACUUUAAUAAUACUAUUAGUGAAGGUGUUCCAAUGAAAAUAACUGAUUUAGAAAAUAAAGUUAAUAAUUUAGAUGCUAAAAUUAUUGAUGUUAAUAUUCAUUUAUCACAAUUCAAAAACGAACUUCCUUUAAUAAUUACUCAAUUUAAAAAUGAAGUUCUUGAUGCUUUUAUGAAAUUGUAA